Myzus persicae (green peach aphid) is the source of this 876-nucleotide messenger RNA. RefSeq lists its product as uncharacterized. The transcript has 6 exons. Lineage: Eukaryota; Metazoa; Arthropoda; Insecta; Hemiptera; Aphididae. Bases 81 to 854 code for a protein of 257 amino acids. The record is from RefSeq and is a predicted model, not a curated record.
UACAAGUAGAAAACCUGUAUAUGCGUAUAUAAUUAAGUUUUUUGGUUUUUACUUUUACUCAGCCAAAUCGGGACGAAGGCAUGUGGUCGAACAGCGCUCCAGACACUGUGAAAUGGAAGGAUUUAAUGUCCACGCUCAUACUGGAUCGAUUAGAAGCGUCGUUCGACAAUUGGGACGAUGAAUUGCCACAAAAGCCGGCCCAAAUGACACAAAAUACAAAAACCGAUUGUGAUAUACGUCCGCAGUGCACCACUGUCGGAGGAGAAUCGUCUAGGAUGGAAUAUUUUGAUUCAGCGAGCUGUGAUGACAAUCUCGGUCACCUGCACACGAAUACCGACCGUGACUCAAUCGCGUGCACGUCGGUGUUCUACGAUUGCUCUACAGACGGAUUUCUUGAUGGAAACAACAAUUGUUGCAGAUGCAGUACGAAACCUCAAUAUUCUCUCAGUUCUUUAUCCAACAAUCUAUCUAGAGAAUCUGUCUCAGAGAAAAUAAAAAAAAAUGAAAUCGAAAACAUAAAACAACAAGUUGAGAUUUAUAGAAAACGGUUAGAGUGCAUGUUGAAAAUGAAUUAUCAACUGCAAUUUGAACUUCAAAAAUCUAUUCGAAAAAAUUUAUUGAUGGAACAACAUAUUACUUGGCCAUAUGCUGUAAAUAAUGGAAAGGUUGAGUUUCCUGGCAAAAAUGAUUUGGACCAACGGUUCGAUUGUUUGUUCAAAGAGUUGGAAAAAGUACGAAACGACCUGAAACCUAUUCAAAACGACAACUAUAUUGUCAGUAAAUUGGAAAAAAUAUUACACAUACCAUUACCGGGGUGUUUAAACACUUGUAAUAAAUAUAUGAAUAAAAAAUAGAUGCCAUUGUGUGAUAUUUGAA